Messenger RNA from Coccinella septempunctata (seven-spotted ladybird), 2040 nucleotides. RefSeq names its product vacuolar protein sorting-associated protein 45 (gene Vps45). Bases 142 to 1854 code for a protein of 570 amino acids. NCBI's taxonomy places the organism in Eukaryota, Metazoa, Arthropoda, Insecta, Coleoptera, Coccinellidae. Gene Ontology annotation, biological process: intracellular protein transport; vesicle-mediated transport. The record is from RefSeq and is a predicted model, not a curated record. The transcript has 2 exons. Gene Ontology annotation, cellular component: Golgi membrane.
ACAGUCGAAGAGUCAACAGUCUGAAAGAUAUUAACUAAAAUUCGGACUUUGUGUUAAUUCUUUCAUUAAAUUAUGUCGAAUUGAGAAAAUUAUUAUCUGAUAGCCUUAACAGUAAUUCAAGUAUAAUUAAUCGUCGUAACAAUGAAUGUCAUAGCAGCAGGAAAGGCAUAUAUCAAUAAAAUGACUGAGGAAAGUGAACCAGGAAUGAAAGUUUUAAUGAUGGAUAAAGAAACAACUAGUAUUGUCAGUAUGAUUUGUAGUCAGUCAGAGAUUCAACAGAAAGAAGUAUAUUUGGUUGAAAGGAUUUCAGAUUCACAAAACCAAAAUAACACAAUGGCACUGAGAUACUUGAAAUGCUUAGUUUUCUUAAGACCCACCACUGAAAACAUCAAAUUAUUAUGUUAUGAAUUAACAAGACCAAAGUAUGGUUCUUAUUAUAUUUAUUUUAGUAAUAUAAUAGCGAAGGCAGAUAUUAAAGUUUUAGCAGAGCAUGAUGAACAAGAAGUAGUAAAAGAGGUACAAGAAUUAUACAUGGAUUACUUAGCUGUCAACCCACAUUUAUUUUCAUUAGGUUUAAACUGCCCAAUAAAUGAUCUUACUUGGAAUGUGGAUGCUCUACAAAGAAGUGUUGCAGGUGUCAUCUCUGUACUUCUAUCUCUCAAAAAAUGUCCAUUAAUUCGGUAUCAGAAUAAUUCCAAACUAUGCAAAGAGCUUGGAAAAAAAAUAAGUGAUAUUAUAAGUAAAGAAAGUACUUUAUUUGCAUUUGGACAGAGUAGUCAGUCAUUAUUAUUAAUAUUAGAUCGACGAGAUGAUCCUAUAACACCAUUGUUGAAUCAAUGGACUUACCAAGCCAUGGUUCAUGAACUAUUAACCAUUUAUAACAAUAGAGUGAAUUUAUCUAAAGUCCCAGGUAUUUCAAAAGAACUAACAGAAGUAGUCCUUUCUGCUGAGCAAGAUGCAUUUUAUGCCAAAAAUAUAUUUUUGAAUUAUGGUGAGAUAGGUCAAAACAUAAAACAACUGAUGGAACAAUUUCAGAUGAAAGCGAAGAGUCAUCAGAAAAUUGAAAGUAUAGCUGAUAUGAAGAAUUUCGUAGAUGCCUAUCCCCAAUUCAAAAAACUCUCAGGAAAUGUUACUAAGCAUGUGACUGUUGUUGGUGAACUUAGUUCUAUGGUUAAUAAAUACCAUUUGCUGGAUGUUUCAGAGGUAGAGCAAGAAAUCACAUCCCAAAAUGAUCAUUCAAGCCAUUUACAAGGUAUCAAGAAAUUGAUAGCAAAUGAUAAAAUUAGACCACUUGAUUUGGUCAAACUGGUUAUUCUCUAUGCUCUCCGAUAUCAAAACCAUGCGAACAAUGAAGUUGUAGGUUUGAUUGAUAUGUUGAAAAAAAGGAAUAUUUCUAAAAAUCUUUUGUCAAAUAUCGCUUAUGUGCUAGAAUAUGCUGCAUCAAUCACAAGACAGAAUGAUUUGUUUAAUGUUGAGGAAGCUGUGAAAAUAACAAAGAGAUUUUUCAAAGGAUUAAGUGGAGUUGAUAAUGUGUAUACCCAGCAUAAGCCACUGCUGCAAGAAACAUUGGAAGAAAUAGCAAGAGGAAGAUUGAAGGAAAAUUUAUAUCCUUGUAUGGGAUUCAAUAAUAACAGUAAUCGUUGUCAAGAUAUAAUAGUAUUUAUGAUUGGUGGAACUACCUAUGAAGAAUCUCUAGUUGUGCAUUCCUUCAAUCGUAACCAUCCUGGCUUCAAUGUUUUGCUUGGAGGGACUUCAAUUCACAAUUCCAAUAGCUUUUUAGAGGAAGUUAAACAAUCUGUUCUAAACAUUCCUAAGAAAAGCUCAAGAAAAUUCAGAAAUCUUGAGUGCCAGUAAUAUAUUAGCACGUCAAUGUGGUAAAUUGUAUUUAUAAUGUUAAAUAUGUAUCAAACACUUAUUUAAUCUUAUUUAUUAGUUGUAUUUAUCAUUCCAUAGAGGCUUUUUCUCAGAACAAUUUGAAUAUCAACUGUGUAAAUAAUUAUGUAUCAUAUGAUAAACGAAAAUAUAGUAUGAAAAUGGAAA